This is a messenger RNA of Parascedosporium putredinis, 2025 nucleotides long. The record is from the annotation of a GenBank genome assembly. NCBI's taxonomy places the organism in Eukaryota, Fungi, Ascomycota, Sordariomycetes, Microascales, Microascaceae.
AUGCUCGACCCUUGGAAUGUAGCGGGCGUGGUGUUGGCGGCCUCCGAAGUCGCCUGGCACAUUGGCAUAUUUUGGAGAGAAUCACGCACAGCUCCUGCCGAAGCCCAACGCCUUUAUGACACGGUAGAGCUGCUAAAGACCUCCGUCACCAGCGUCCGAGAUCGCUUCCUGUUGCGCGAUACCCUCGACGAUGCCGAGAAAAAGAAUUACCUUUCCAUCGUGAGCCUUGUGGAGAAGUGCGAGAAAGACCUCAUCAGGCUUCAACUCAUCUUACCGAAAGCCGAUGAUGAUGAGGGUACCUUUGCCCGCUUGAGGAUCCAGUUCCAGCGCAAGCUGAACGAGGACAACGUCCGUGAUAUUGUGACGGGUAUCACACUCUGCAAUCUGGCCCUUCAGAGCGAAUUGCAGUCUCUCUCCAUCUAUAAGAUGGAAAGGGAAAGGGCCCCUCGAUGCGAUCACACCUCAAUUCAGAUGGAGUGGGAAAAGGUCGUCGCCGAAGCUGAGCGGAACCUCUCUCAUCGCGGCUUCGUCCAAGGAGACAUCGACUGGGACAACAAGAUCGAGCACUUCCUCGGCUCCCUCAAGGAGAGCGCCGGCACGUCGGACGGGCGAACCACCGUUCCCGAAUUGCCGCAGGUAUCAGGGAGGCGAGAUAGCCGCCAAACCUCCAUCUCCGUACCCGCCCCGCCCUACCAGAGCGACGUCGAUAGCGGCCUCGGGAUGUUAGAGGAUCUGGACGAGGCCCAGCAGGAGCACAUGCCCAUCCCCGCCGUCCUCCGCGCGGCGAUGCUCCCCGUCACGCUGGAGAAAGUGGCCAAGUACAUGCGGGAAGGCGACUAUCGGGGCGCCGCCAGGUUUCAGCAGCGCGCCAUCCUCUACCGCCGCGAGGACGCCGGCGACAGGCCUCUCGAUACCAUCGUCGUGUGCAAGGACGAGAUGCAGCUGGCGAAUAUCUACCGCAAGAUGGCCACUCCCCAGGGCCGUAACGCCGCCGAGACGACGCUUCUCAACGCCGUUGACCGCGUCAAAACAGAGCAGAUCGACCCCGUCACCCGCAAGGAUUUCCUCCUUGCCGAGCUAUACCACGAUCUCGGGCGCAUUUACAUCGAAUCAAAGAAACAUGAAGCCGCACGUACCUACCUCACCGACGCCUUUGAUCUACUCGCGAAGCAGUCGCCUCCGUCCAGUUCCCUGAUCCGCAGCGUGGGCAUCAUGCUCUAUCAAACGUGCACCAUCCAGGACAACCACGAGGUCGCCGAGCUCCUGAACCAGUAUUCGUCGGACAACUUCGACUUCUCCCUCAAGGCGCUCGCCUGGUGCCAAGACAACGGCUUCGACAUCGAGCCCGAGGACUUUUGCUUCGACAAGCGCGACCCCGCCCGCGGCGUCUCCUCUCCACGUCGCCACCGAGCUAUGCGACCUCCAGAUCCUCCCCUGAUGCUCAAGUGCGCCCUCGACCUUGAGAUCGCCGACUCCAACACCCACCGCACCCCCUUGCUCAUCGCCUGCUCUCUCCAGGACACGCAAUCUCUCCAGCUGCUCCUCGCCCACGGCGCCCGCGUCGACGUCACCGACAAGCAAAACAUGAACGGGCUGCAUCUCUGCCAGCGCAGCACAGGCGGCACCAAGGUCGCCCGCUGCCUUUUGAACCACCCUUCCCGCGCCAUCGACGUCAACGCCGUCGACUGGAGCCAGCAGACCGCCCUCCACUUCGCCGCGGAAAUGGGGAACCUCCCCAUGGUCCGGCUACUCCUGGACUGCGGGGCCAAGGCCGAUAUCCAGGGUUUGGGAGGGUGGACCCCGCUCAUGGCGGCCGUGCAGGCAACCUCGAAAACGCAAGAGGAGAAGCUCACGACGCUCAAGGCCCUCAUUGCCAAGGGUGCGGAUCCGACCGUCCGGUACUCGAGCGGGCAGACGGCCGUCGACAUGGCCAACGAUGCUCAGAUACGCAAACACUUGAAAAACUGGAGCAAGCCCUUUGCGAAGCCCUCGAGAAAGAUUUCGCUGUCUUGGAAGAGUGCUUGA